UCGUGUAUCUCUGUCGUAGAUAUGUUUUCGACGUCGUGACGGCGUGAUCGACGACAUCGGCGAUCAUGAUCAUGUGUCAACUUCUAGAAAUAGCAUCACAGAUCUAUCUAAUCAGAGUGUCUAGACGAAUCAGUCGUUCACUAGUUUCCUGUAUUAAUAGAUUAUAUAAUGUUUACAACGUGCGCUUAAUCGAAAUGACGCUUUGCCUCGGACUGGAGAAAAUAGAGAAUUUAUGCUGUCAGUUGGCGGGCGCCUUAGAUCUUCGCAAACACGGUCCAACCGAUGCAGAAUCAAAGGAUGGUCUGACAGUAUUAUUACACCGCGCGAACGACACGUUACCGAGAACAUCGUUGUUCGAUCUCGUGGGAUAUAUCGUGUUCAAGCUAGCAGACCCGAUCUACCAGUAGAAAAGCUCAGCUGUGGAUUUUACAGCGACGCUCGCUGGACCUCGAAAUAUCUUAGUCUGUCGAGAAUCAGUGACAGUGUUUGGGUAUUUCUCAUGGGAGUCUAUGUUUCUUCGAAGCCCGGAAGAAUUGGGUUUGUUUCACAGAGCUAUGUCAGUCUGGAAUGACAGAGCAGAAAAAUGUGGGGCAUACCGCCCUCUCUCUCAUGUCACCAGCCAGACAAUUUUCUAGGACGCGUGUUUUAAGGCCUCUCUCCAGGUCGAUAAAAAACGAAAAUUUAAUGCAACCGACCCGCUCACUUCACAUGGUUAAUAAUGACUAACUAUGCUCUUUUCUACAGAACUUUGGCGUCUCCUACAAAAUAACAAUGAUAAGAACCCAUCAUUUUGGCCACCAUUUCUCCAGUUACUACUAUAAAUGUUUCGGAUUCGUGGUACUGUCGUUAAACACCGCUCGCAAUACGAAACGUGUGUUUACGCCGAGCUUCGGAUCGAGACAACUUAGUGUCCCACGAUCACGGGGCUAAAUUAUUCAUUACUACUCCAUCUAAUAUCAACUAAGGUACUGCACUCCACCGUGUUUAUUUCCGUCCUGCUAUAUGACCACCCUGGGCCCCACGCCAUCUUUCACGCAACGCCAUCAAAAUCCGUGUGUGUGUGUGUGAAUAUGAUUGUAAUAUGUUGCAACCGGAAAACGGGCCAAAAACAUGAACAAUUCUUGACUUUAUCCCAAUUCCCAUCCGCAGACCUAUUGAACUCCGUCGAUGUCCUUCGUCAAUACCCAUGACUAGCGUCUCACGUCCCGCUGAGCACCGGGGACAUCGGAACCACGGCAAGAAGAGCAGUAAGCAGAUGCCAAAAGAAAAAAACAACCAAUUACGUCAAGAAUUAAAUUACUAAACUGCACCGUAAUACAUCAUUAGCAAUAUUAUCGACAAUAUCAACUGACGUUCAUGUCCGUAUUCACAGAGCGUAAGCAGAAACGAGUAUCGUAGUAUUCAAGCUUGUGAAGAUUCAAAAUUCAACUCCUAUCAGAGCUAUACCAACGAAAAUCACUAGCAAGCGAACAAAAUCUCGAAAAUAGCUAUUUGACCAGAUAAAUUGAGCCAACAUAGCAUUACUCAUCUCAGCACGCAACCACUUGAUUAUUAGAAAAAGUAACAAAUCGGCACGACCCAUUAUCGUAAUCAGUGUUAGAUGAUAACAGCAGCAGCAACAGUAACACCAUCAUAAACAUCAGCAAUGUCACAAUCGCUCUCGCAGGCAUCAUCGCUAGGUCGGGGCUAAUCCUUUAUCUCGUAACGAUUUUCUUCGUAUAAUUACUUCAUAGCCAUCGUCGAGCCGAUAGCCCGGCCAAACGUCAACACUCCAAGCGUAGACAAUCAUCGUUGUGCAUUUCCAUACGGGCUCACAGUGAGACGUCUUCAUUUUCGUCUGUUACGUGACAACGGGUACAAGCAAUAAAACAGCAAUAGCAUCGCACCGAACCAUCAUCGUUGGCGCCGAUUGCGGCUUAAUCGUUCUUCAAGUGGUUCCUUUUUAACCGUGCCUGUCGUUCAACUACGUCGAGCACCGACGUAACAACAAUACCUUCACGUUGUGUCGGCGUGAUUCCAGCAACCGUGCAAGCUUUUCGAUUCGAAUGCGAUAACACGUGACAAAUAGAGGCCGGUGUCUCGAAAGAAAGUGGGACCAGUUGAAGAUGGCUGCAGGAAGGACAAGGAUCAUACCGACGCAACUUCCCUAAGCGGCGCUGUGAGGGCGUCCCGUCGGCCGAAUCCCGUCGUGGGAGCGGGGUAGGACCAGAACGGGCCGCGCGCGGUGCUCAACAUCAACAUUUUGUUCGAAGGAUUUUCAAAACAUCACCAGCCAAAGCGGACUCGUUGCAACACAGAGUAAUAUGCGACUUGCAUCUGUCGUUGUAUAUCUGACAGUGAGAUCUCAACGACGCAAAAAGGCCAGAGGAAGAGAAUACAACGACGUUGACGGAUAACUGUAUAACACAUACGGGAAUACUAGACCAAGAGGAUGAAAGAGACAACGUCUGAUAGAAGAAAAUUGCACCAGACAUAAGGGGAACCUGAGACUGAGAGCAAGGAAAAGGUCAGAGCGCUAAAGGAGUCAAUUAAGUUGGACGGAAAAAGCUGACAUAAACAUUGCAAAAUUGAAAACCAUUAAAAAAAGAUAAGAGGACAAUUAAAUCAUAUAAAUAACAACACAUCAUCCAUUAUUAUCCAGCGAUUAAUAAUAGUUUCUACGAUAAAAGGCACAGUGACAUCUGUUCAUCAGCAUGCUGCAUCACAUGAUCAAACGGGAGGAUUCGAACUCUUCAAUCGGGUCCUCCUCCACACCUCCGCCAAUGCUGUCGGCGUACUCAGAAGCCGCAACGGCGCUGUACAACAAUGUCGUCAAGAGGUCCAUCUCGCCCAAUCAGGAAGAGCACAUGAGCUUCAUCAGCGAAUUCACGUACAGCGAUGAUAUCGGCGAAGAGGCAUCGCCCUCGCCCCCUCUUAGCCCAGAGAUGGCGGUUGGAGACGUGAAUGGGGGCAUGGGUGGUAUGGUAGGCGUGGGCAGCCUCGGGGUCGGACACUACCUUGCUGUUCGAGCCGGUAGUGGAACUACGGGUGGUCAAGCAAAUGCUACUGGCCAACGGGGCGAACAGGGCUCCCCGCGACGAGUGUGCCUCGUCUGUGGGGAUGUCGCGUCGGGGUUUCAUUACGGCGUUGCAUCGUGCGAAGCUUGUAAAGCAUUCUUCAAAAGGACCAUUCAAGGUAAUAUCGAAUACACGUGUCCAGCUAACAACGACUGCGAAAUCAAUAAGCGUCGGCGUAAAGCGUGCCAGGCGUGUAGAUUUCAGAAGUGCCUCAAGAUGGGCAUGCUUAAAGAGGGAGUACGCCUUGAUCGUGUUCGUGGCGGUCGCCAAAAAUAUCGACGCAAUCCUGAGGGUCCAUAUCAGGUUGCAGCGCAACCCGUUAAACGUAUCUCGAUUGACGAAAACACGAUUAUCUCAGCGUUACUGAGUUGCGAGCCAGAGCCGUUAUCAAUUCGAUUGUCUGCGGUAAACAACAAUGCAUCAUUACAUGACCCGUCGGCAGCACUGGCAGCCCUCUCGGACAUCAUGGACCGCGAGCUAGUCAAUACAAUUGGAUGGGCCCGACAGAUACCGGGCUUUAGCGCCCUCAAUCUCGAUGACCAGAUGCGCCUAUUACAGACCUCUUGGGCUGAAGUCCUCUCGCUGUCAUUGGCUUAUCGGUCCACGAAUUCGUUAGACGCUUUGAAUUACGCGGUAGACCUGAGCAUCUCAAUGAUACAAGCCGAAGAGAUGGGCCUCGAGGAUGUGUUUCUGCACACCAAACAUCUUGCCCAGCGACUGGAGGCGAUCCGCGUUCAAAAAGAGGAAUUUCUUGCACUAAAAGCGAUGGCCCUCGUAAACGCCGAUACCGCGUUAGACAAUACGGCGGCUGUAGGAAAACUUCGCGAGGCAAUCAGUCUGUCCCUUCAGGAUUGCAUACUUGCUCUCAACGCGCACACAAACAAUGCUACUCCUCGAAUGGCACAACUCUUACUCAUCUUGCCGUUGCUAAGGCAACUCGACUUGAUGGUGCGGCAUUUUUGGCAACGGGCUCGUCAAGAGGGCAAAGUGGAAAUGAACAAACUAUUCUGUGAAAUGCUCGAGUGUCACAGUAGUCAGUUGCGGGCGGUGUGCUAACCGAAUGCCCUGUUGUCUAAAGACGACACAAGUUCUACUGCCUGUGACACCAGCCGCAGUCCGUCCUAAUUCUCCGCCAUUGUCUGCAUGUUGGCCUUUCUAUUGCGCCGGGCUUGGGUCCUUGUUUGCGUCUGUCUUCUUCUGGGAUAGUGAUUCUAACGCCAGUACAAUAAUCAACUGCCGAACUAACAGUUGUUGCCAAGAAGAUCUAAUUUCCGACUAUGGUGUUGCGGAAGACCAAAGAACUUAUACCAACACAACUUCUUCUGCCUAAGUUCAAAAACAAGCCAAGCUUCAGUUUGCUUUGAGUUUGUCAACUAACGCUUUGUGUGCUACAGCAUCUAAUUCCACCUGACUAUCGAAGCUGGAUGCGGUCGCGGCGCAUGGGAUUUAUACCUCAAUUAAUUUCCAUCAGUUCUACGGGAAAACUGACAUUACAUCGGGAAGGACGGGUGCGCGAACAGACUAUGAAGAGGAUCUCGUCAUUUUUACUCGUAUGCUUCAAGUCCGACACACGCAAAUCGACAAACAAGACAGUGUCUUCUUCGUAAAGCGGCGACAGCACUCCCCUGCAAAUUCUGCUACUACCAGAACUGCCCCCAUGUACCGCAACUCGUUCCACAACUUCUACUGCAACCAUUGUCUACCACAGCCAUCGUAAUCAUUGUGCUUAGCUUGCCUAUCUGUCGCCAUUUUAAUGACGCGCGCCUAUUUUCCAACGAAGGCCGUCCAUCGGCGACCUCGUCGGCGUCCUUUCGCACCCCCUAGGACUUGCGAGGCUUAGACAAAAGAGGUGAACGGAGUGCUUGCAAGAAACCAUAAAUCAUGCCACUGCGAUUAGUGACCGGUUUAUUGCGACUCAGACUAUAACCACUAAGGAUCAUCGAUUAUCAACAACAAUCCAAUUGUUGAUUGACGAUUCGUAGUUAUUCCUGUUGGUAAAGAGGGGACUAAUGCGCGAUUACUGUUGUUACUUUAUGCUGUUAGUACUACAAUAGAAAAAUUCACAGAGCUUUGCAUAGGUGUAAUGGGAAAAAAAUCUAUCAAAUACAAGGAAUAAUGCCUACGGUCAUUGGGUCUUCUUCCUUUUCCCGUCCAGUGUUUGUCGCAGAGAUGUGCGACUAACUGAUUCAGGGGGUUACUCGGCAUGAAAAUAUAAAUGGCGCAUCUGAGCCGGACCGUGUUUCGUUAAUUAUUUCCAUAGUAACAAUAUCUAAAAAAAGACAGAAACAAACUAAACAGUUUCCAAUUACACGCAAUUAGAGCAGAUAUCCAAUAUAGGUGACAGACGACGUUGAACGAGAGGUGAGCGAAAAAGGACAGACAACGCAAGCCCGUUGUUGUUAAGAGUUAAACUUUGUUGAGUAGUAUAGCGGUUACUAAUUAGAGCUAAUUAUAUUAUUACCAUUCUAUCUAAUGGUUAUUAGUAUGACUAAAAUAUAUUAACUGAUUGAUAUAAAAAGGAGCGGACGAUGGCAAUGAUGCAAAUACUAUUAUUAUGGUCUCUAACCCAAUAGGGCAUGGCGAAUGGCCAAGGUCAUGGUGUUGUUUAGGAAAAAAGCGAAAGGAAAAAGGGUUUGGUAAACGUGAUGAGUGUGUUCAUACUUGUGACAGGACUUAUUAUUACAGUAUAUAGAAUGUUUGGAAUCGUGAAAAGAGUGACAGUGCACUACGAUAUACUAUCAAUCGAUAGCAGAGAGACAAAUAGAAAAAAGGUAGUAGAGUCGUUGCGUCGUGUUUUUUGCCACGGCAUGAAAAUUGUAUCAUACAAUACAAUAGAUUCACAUAGGCUUAAUGCACGUACAUACACUUAGACACCGUGUGUGUGUGUGUGUGUGUGUGUGUGUGUGUGUGUGUGUGUGUGUGUGUGUCCCGUACAGCGACUUCAUUAACUGAUUAUAGCCGAUAAUUCUUGACAUGCUAUAAUUAUUCAUGACCUAACUAAUGGAUACUUUAUAUUGGUUGCAGGGGCUGUUAAAAGAUACCAUAAAAGAAGAAUGAAUGGUCAGGCUUACGAUUAUUAAAUAUGGAUCGGAUGUUAAAGGGAAAUAAUCAGACGUCUAUGUAAAUGCUAUAGAGAGACUGCUAUUUAGGAGAAUUGUGGAGAUGCUUACAUAAUAUGCGUAUUGUGUAAUUAAUAAGUGAGGAAUAUAAUUAAUUGAUGGUAUUGUCAUGACGUGGUGCCUCCGUCGAGGUUACAUUGGUUAAUUAUAUACGAUGUAUGCGCAUGGUACCAAAGAGUGUACAAGGACAGUGCAAAGGGGUGUCAACGAUAACAGUAAUGGCAAAAAGACGAAAUGAUUAUUUGGGCCUUGGCUUAUCAUAGAUAGAGAAAUAUCGCCCGACUCGUAGUUUAGGAUUGGAACUUGAUUAAUGACAACUGUUAUAUUAUUCUAUUACUAUAAGUUUUAAAUAAGCCCACUUCCAGAUACAAAUGUUAACUCGUGUUGGCUCUGGUGGUCGAGUACGCGUAAUUUAUUUGUUGUGACCGUGAUUUAUGAUGAACUAAAUAUUCUGUGACAGCCAAACAGGUAGUGGCUAUAUCCACCAGUAGUUAUGUUCUCAGCCGGAUAGAAAUUGAGGCAAUACAUCCCUCUGUUGAAUUUAGUGAACACUCCAUUAAGGCUUUCACCGUGAUUGUCGGUGCGACGUGAUCGAUCACUUACUGACGCAUUAAGCUCUCUUAAUUCAAUUUAUUACAUCUAUCGAUUGUUGCUGCGGCAGCAAUUGCUGAUUGUGGUGGCUAUUUACGGUCAGCCUUGCCGAGUGGCUGGGUCAAGAGUCCAGUCUUCCUGUCGUGAAUUAAUUUGGGUUCCGAUUUAUCGCAUCAUUUAUGACUCAGUUGGCUGAUGAUUCACUAAUCUAGCUUACGAGGUGCCAUUUUCUGUCCCUAUUGUUAAAUUGAUUGUUGUACAUUUGAUUAAGUGACCAUAAUAGAUAUAUAUAUAUAUAUAUAUAUAUAUAUAUAUAUAUAUAUAUAAGUUAACUACGAAGCUAAAUGGCUGUUACUGCUGUACGAUAAAUUAAAUGCGCAAUUGAAAAUUUGUGAUUGAAUUAUCUAGACCAAAUCAGCCGGGGUAGCAGCGGUAGCAGCAGCAGAAUAUAGUAACUCAUCAAAUCUAUGAUGUGAUCGCCAUCAUUUACCCCCGGAGAGGUGCGCUGAAAGUUGGCCGAUCAAAAAACGAAGUUGUAUUUGCCGAACAAGUUUGCCGCCUCCUAUUGUGCAAUAAUAUUAUAUACGAUAAUGUGUUAAUAUUCUGCUCUGCAUCUGUGCGGAUAGUAAGUAUAGUCGGGAAGACCAAAUCGGAACAGGCUGAUUUCAGGAGAUUUUUGGUGACUGAUGGGAGCGACAUAUAUGAUGUUCGUAUAUCACGGGUCCGACUACGAGAGAUGUACGACUGGCAAAUAGAAAGGGUAAAAACAGUUACUAUUGACAAAACAAAAAGGAAACAGUUAGUUGUUUGUGCGGAUUGCGGUAUGUUAAAGUUCUCCUAUAUUGUCUUGACAAAAUAGCGUUUAUUCAGCAGUUCGGUUGACAGCGAUCGCCUCGCUACUUUGUCGCAAUCGUUUUCACAUGUAGCAUUAAGGCUCUGAUCGAGCAUUGCUAUGACGAGGAUACUAGUACAAUAAAUUUACAGGAACACUAUAUUUAUUGACGGAUAUCAUUUAGCUGUGACGCGAAUGCCACGCGUCGUCCCUACCUAUGUAGACUAUGACAGUGUUACUAUUACUAAAUAUAUUCAUGGAUAAUGAUUUGCUAGCUAGCUGUGCUCAGUUUCAUUGAUGAGGUUUAAGUUUCAUAUAUAU
Messenger RNA from Varroa destructor (honeybee mite), 7919 nucleotides. Its product is annotated as steroid hormone receptor ERR1-like. Gene Ontology annotation, molecular function: sequence-specific DNA binding; DNA-binding transcription factor activity; zinc ion binding. Lineage: Eukaryota; Metazoa; Arthropoda; Arachnida; Mesostigmata; Varroidae. Gene Ontology annotation, biological process: regulation of DNA-templated transcription. The record is from RefSeq and is a predicted model, not a curated record.